GUAACAAAUUUAAUGCUACGAUGAAAUAAUUUUUAUAUCGACAUGAUCGCGUAAAUUUUAAAAUUUGAAACUUCGCAUAAAAAUCUCAACAGUAUAUACGGACAAUUUCCUCCUCGCCGAUUUUUAAUAUCUCACAAAGGUCAAAGGUCACCAUUAUUUUUGUGAACAAAUUUGAGGCGUCGAAAAAAAAACUUCGUGGAUAAUUUUUUUUGAACUUUCUAGUAUUUUUUAUCGGAUACGACAUGCAUUUUGAAGAAAAAUGAGCUUUGGUCGGACCGUGUGCGAUUUUUUUGACGCCCACAGGAAUUUUUCGCCAAGAACAGGUUGAAGGCCUAAAAUCGCCACCGCGGCGAAAAUUCGAAAACUGAAAUAUACGUUUGCAUGUCGGGACUGUCAGUAUGCAAACGUAUAUUUCCAAGAAUUAUCGUUUAACCAGUUUUCAACCUGCGACAAAUUGGACAACUUCAUAACAACGAUAUUUAAAAUUUUGGGGUAUUUUCAAGAAUCCAAUGUCCAAGUAAAUAAUUACAAUUUACUUAUUAUCCAAAGACUCAAUUAGACUCGUAUGGCCUAUCCAAUAUUUUUCUCAGGUUCGGUAAUGACGCAAUGUAUGUAUAUGAGUGUAUGUGCGUCAAAUGGAAAACUACAUGCAUAUGUAGAAACUCGUGACAUGUACAAAGAGUUAAUUUAAAGCAUUAACUUUAUUAUGAUCUUCAUUACGUACAUCCGAGCAAGUUAAAAUUACGACAAAUUUAUAGAUAGAACUAGCUUCAGAAAGUUAAAAUUAAUCCAAUUUGCAAUGCAAAUACAUUCGCAAGUUAAAUAAGCAUGCGUCCUGAUCAUUUUGACCUGACAAGUCUUAUAUUCUACUGAAUGGAACUUUUUACUUGUUAUCUGUCCGCUUAAUAUGUACAUAUGUAUGUACAUAUUUAAAUAUGAAGAUAAAUACUCAUUGGUUAAAUAUACACGUAUCAUCUAACGUAAAUAUGGUUCAAUUGUGUGUACAUAAAUGGAUUUACAACCCAAUGCAGCAUACAAUGUGACGAGAUAUUUAUGUAUGUACAUAUGUAUCUGAUGCUUAAAACCAUACCCCUUUUCAGGCAGGAAACAAUAAAUAACGGCCAGUUUUUCAUGUCGGCUACUUUAUUUAGAGACAAAGGCUUAAUCUCCACGUGGGAAAGUCAGUAAAAAAUUGUAGUACUCCAACAUAGAUAUUUUGCAAGUUCACAUAUUCUCUCAAUUUACUUAGUUGGUAAGUAAUUUAAGCAAUAAUUGAUUUAUUUACGUAUGUAACUAAUUUUGGCAUAAAUUUGUUUAACAGCAUAGCCGAAUGGAAUCGCCACGUGGUAAAGGGAACGAUCGCCCAUUUCCAUGCUCCAAGUGCACGGCCUCGUUUAAAAUCAGGGCAAAACUUGUCCGCCACAGCUACACUCACACUGGCGACAGACCAUUCAAAUGCCCAGUUUCCGGAUGUAGUAGGUCAUUCACGGAAAAAUAUGCCUUGCGAAAUCAUGGAGACCGUUACCAUUCAGGAAUCAUAAAAGAAAAAUCGGUUAAGUGUGACCUUUGCGAAUGCGCAUUUUACACCAAGUCCUUGCUAACUGGUCACCUAGCAACUCGACAUUCGUACUGUUCUACUUGUGAUGUUAAUUUGAAGAAUUUUAGUGCACUUACAGCCCAUCAACGAGCACAUGAACAAGGGAGCAGUUUCAUGUGCCACUUAUGCUCGAUUGGGACAUGCUACAAUUUAAAGACCACUGGCGUACACAUGUUGACGUCCCUGGUCACAUCCAGUGUUCCCAAUGUAGCAAGAAAUUUAAAUCCGAGGAAUUACUGAAACGCCACUUGGAUUACACGCACACCUCUCUAGAGGUCCGAGCUCAGUGUAAAUUA
Folsomia candida is the source of this 1893-nucleotide messenger RNA. RefSeq names its product zinc finger protein 2-like. The record is from RefSeq and is a predicted model, not a curated record. Gene Ontology annotation, cellular component: nucleus. NCBI's taxonomy places the organism in Eukaryota, Metazoa, Arthropoda, Collembola, Entomobryomorpha, Isotomidae. The coding region runs from base 1331 to 1837 and encodes 168 amino acids. The transcript is spliced from 3 exons.